Messenger RNA from Wyeomyia smithii (pitcher-plant mosquito), 6264 nucleotides. RefSeq names its product sodium/potassium-transporting ATPase subunit alpha (gene Atpalpha). Gene Ontology annotation, molecular function: P-type sodium:potassium-exchanging transporter activity; ATP hydrolysis activity; ATP binding. Bases 755 to 3865 code for a protein of 1036 amino acids. The record is from RefSeq and is a predicted model, not a curated record. Gene Ontology annotation, biological process: sodium ion export across plasma membrane; intracellular sodium ion homeostasis; intracellular potassium ion homeostasis. The transcript is spliced from 13 exons. Gene Ontology annotation, cellular component: membrane. Lineage: Eukaryota; Metazoa; Arthropoda; Insecta; Diptera; Culicidae.
GUCAAGUCAGCGUUCAGUUGAGCGCCGUACACGUUCGGAGCAGGUCGCGUUUCGCAAAGUCUCUUGCUCUAAGUGGUGUGGUGGUGUUGUGCUGUGCUCUACUCCUCUACUCUACUAUCAGCCCUACUUCCCCGUUACUGGUGUGAGGUUUGGUAGUGUUGUGGUCGUGUCACUGGCAGGAAGUGUGUGACCCUGCACGCACAGACACAUACACACACGCGCACGAAAUCGUGGUGUACUGAGUAGCGGAAGGUGUGUUGGUAGUUUCUUUGCCGAGUGUUUGAUUUAGUAACCCCUCGAAGCGACACAAAAUGACAGUGUGAAACGAAGUGAAGUGUGAAGUGAGUGUGAGCUGACGAAGGCAAAAAGGAAAAGUGUUUUGUGGGAAAUCGAUUUUACCCCACUGGGGAGAAUUCAACACCGUAGAAAAGCAGCGAAAAAAUAAGAGCCUAAGGAGUAACGAAACACAAAAAAAAGACCUACCAUCAACACCAGUUGCCUCCACGAAGGCAAGAAAGGAAGGAUUUCCUCGGAGUAAUCCGCUGGCGCAAAGGAAGUUGAAGUUGACAAACAGGAGUUGAACAAGGUAUAUUGAGUGACUGACUGACUGACUGACUGUCAGGUAUUUCCUCACUCCCGGACUCACCCAGUUCUUGCCGGAGUUCUUCGGAAACUUCGCCCGCGAGGGCUACGCGUUUGAGAAGGGUUUUUGACGAAGUUGCGCAACCCCGCAAGAAAGGAAACCAAAUUAACAAUGCCCGCCGAGACCGGUAGGACCGACUCGUACCGGGUCGCCACCGUGGCACCCUUGAAGGAUGACAACCUCACCGCCGACGGUCAGCUUAAGACAAAACGCAAAAUGCCACCAAAGAAGAAAGGAGACAAUUUGGAUGACCUGAAGCAGGAGUUGGAUAUUGAUUUUCAUAGAAUCACACCAGAAGAGCUGUACCAGCGACUACAGACACACCCAGAAAAUGGUCUCAGCCACGCGAAAGCAAAGGAAAACCUAGAGCGAGAUGGACCAAACGCACUUACCCCACCUAAACAGACACCCGAAUGGGUAAAGUUCUGCAAGAAUCUCUUCGGUGGCUUUGCUAUGCUGCUGUGGAUCGGCGCUGUCCUCUGCUUCGUUGCCUACUCGAUUCAGGCCAGUACCGUUGAGGAACCAGCCGACGAUAACCUGUACCUCGGUAUUGUGCUGUCCGCUGUCGUGAUAGUUACCGGUAUCUUCUCGUAUUAUCAGGAAUCGAAAAGUUCAAAGAUUAUGGAAUCCUUCAAGAACAUGGUGCCCCAAUUUGCCACCGUAUUGCGCGAGGGCGAGAAGCUGACGCUGCGUGCCGAGGAUCUGGUUAUCGGUGACGUCGUUGAGGUCAAGUUUGGCGAUAGGAUACCCGCUGAUAUUCGCAUCAUCGAAUCCCGCAGUUUCAAGGUUGACAAUUCGUCCCUCACCGGCGAGUCCGAGCCGCAGUCGCGUGGUCCCGAGUUCACCCAUGAUAACCCACUGGAAACUAAGAAUCUGGCCUUCUUCUCGACCAACGCCGUCGAAGGUACCGCCAAGGGUGUCGUCAUCAGCUGCGGCGAUCACACCGUCAUGGGACGUAUUGCCGGUCUCGCUUCCGGUCUGGACACCGGCGAGACCCCGAUCGCCAAGGAAAUCCAUCACUUCAUUCACAUCAUUACCGGCGUGGCUGUGUUUCUCGGUGUAACCUUCUUCGUGAUUGCCUUCAUCCUCGGUUACCACUGGCUGGAUGCAGUUAUCUUCCUGAUCGGUAUCAUCGUCGCUAACGUGCCGGAAGGUUUGCUCGCCACUGUCACCGUAUGUUUGACCCUGACUGCCAAGCGUAUGGCAUCGAAGAACUGUCUGGUUAAGAAUUUGGAAGCCGUAGAAACCCUCGGUUCGACCUCGACUAUCUGCUCGGAUAAGACCGGUACGCUGACCCAGAACCGUAUGACAGUCGCUCACAUGUGGUUCGACAAUCAGAUCAUCGAAGCGGAUACCACUGAGGACCAGAGCGGUGUUCAGUAUGACCGCACCAGCCCCGGUUUCAAGGCACUGUCCCGAAUCGCUUCACUGUGCAAUCGCGCCGAAUUCAAGGGAGGUCAAGACGGUGUUCCAAUUCUGAAGAAGGAAGUAAGCGGUGACGCCUCGGAAGCUGCUUUGCUAAAAUGUAUGGAGCUGGCCCUCGGUGAUAUCUUAAGCAUCCGUAAGCGCAACAAGAAGGUGUGCGAAAUUCCGUUCAAUUCGACCAACAAGUACCAGGUUUCCAUUCAUGAAACGGAGGACCCCAGCGAUCCACGUUAUUUGCUGGUUAUGAAGGGUGCCCCCGAACGUAUCUUGGAACGCUGCUCGACUAUCUUCAUCAACGGUAAGGAAAAACUGAUGGACGAGGAGAUGAAGGAAGCCUUCAACAAUGCCUACCUGGAGCUGGGAGGUCUUGGAGAACGUGUGCUCGGAUUCUGUGACUUUAUGCUGCCAUCGGACAAAUUUCCCCACGGUUACAAAUUCAACGCGGACGAUGUGAACUUCCCCGUCGAGAACCUGCGCUUCGUCGGCCUCAUGUCCAUGAUUGACCCUCCACGUGCCGCAGUACCAGAUGCCGUCGCUAAGUGCCGUUCUGCCGGUAUCAAGGUUAUCAUGGUCACUGGAGAUCACCCAAUUACUGCCAAGGCUAUUGCCAAAUCGGUUGGUAUUAUUUCGGAGGGCAACGAAACCGUUGAAGACAUUGCUCAGCGUCUCAACAUUCCGGUUUCGGAGGUUAAUCCACGUGAGGCUAAGGCCGCCGUUGUGCAUGGUUCGGAACUGCGUGAUCUUCCCGGGGAACAGCUUGAUGAAAUUCUGCGUUAUCAUACGGAAAUUGUGUUCGCUCGUACCUCGCCGCAGCAGAAGCUGAUCAUCGUAGAAGGUUGUCAGCGAUUGGGUGCUAUCGUUGCCGUCACCGGUGACGGUGUCAAUGAUUCACCUGCCCUCAAGAAGGCCGAUAUUGGUGUUGCUAUGGGUAUCGCUGGUUCCGACGUUUCCAAACAGGCCGCCGACAUGAUCCUGCUGGACGACAACUUUGCUUCCAUCGUUACUGGCGUUGAGGAGGGCCGUCUAAUUUUCGACAACCUGAAGAAGUCGAUCGCGUACACGCUGACAUCGAACAUUCCGGAGAUCUCGCCCUUCCUGGCGUUCAUCCUGUGCGACAUUCCGCUCCCGCUCGGCACCGUCACCAUUCUGUGCAUCGAUCUGGGAACUGACAUGGUCCCUGCCAUUUCGCUAGCCUAUGAGGAAGCCGAGUCCGAUAUCAUGAAACGUCAGCCCCGAAAUCCGUUCACUGAUAAAUUGGUCAAUGAAAGACUCAUCUCCAUGGCCUACGGUCAAAUCGGUAUGAUUCAGGCUGCAGCCGGUUUCUUCGUGUACUUUGUCAUCAUGGCCGAGAAUGGAUUUUUGCCGCUGAAGCUGUUCGGCAUCCGUAAGCACUGGGACUCGAAGGCCGUCAACGAUCUGACCGAUUCGUACGGACAGGAAUGGACCUAUCGUGACCGCAAGACGCUCGAGUUCACCUGUCACACCGCGUUCUUCGUGUCCAUUGUCAUUGUCCAGUGGGCCGAUUUGAUCAUUUGUAAGACCCGCCGUAACUCGAUCCUCCACCAGGGCAUGAGAAAUUGGGCGCUCAACUUCGGUCUUGUGUUCGAGACGAUACUGGCCGCCGUCCUGUCGUACACGCCCGGCAUGGACAAGGGCUUGCGCAUGUACCCACUCAAAUUCGUCUGGUGGCUGCCAGCCUUGCCGUUCAGCUUGGCCAUCUUUGUGUACGAUGAGAUCCGUCGUUUCUACUUGAGACGCAACCCCGGUGGCUGGUUAGAACAAGAGACGUACUACUAGGUCAACAAAUUUAUAUUUAAAAAGAUUAAUUAAAGAAGAAAAAACUGAGAAAAGAAGGUAAAAACAACAGUGAAAAUAACAAAAAAUGAGCAUUAAAAGUAAUUAUAUUUUUUUAAUUAUUAAAUUUAUAUAAAGUUAUAAAUUAUGAUUUCCAACACACACACACACGAAGAAAAGCAAAAAGAUAAACAUAGUAAUGAAAAUCGUGAAGAUGAUAAGAAGCAGUAUCUCCCGUCCUCAUCAAGUCAAAGUCCUCUCGCACCUCCGCAUCACUGUCACAUAUGCACAAAGAAAACACACACACACAUACACACAGAGACACACUAACAUACCCGCCGCCAUUCCCCCCGCGUGUAUCAUCGUUGUUUUGUCUUCUGAAAGUCUACUACACCAACACACACACAGAAACAAGUUCUCUUCUACGAAAACCAGAUGCCAUAUAUUAAGCGUGCCUAACGAAAACGCUCGCAAUGUGUUCGUAGUCACUGUCGCCAGUACACAGAUACAAACACGGACACUUUCACUGUGCAAUCUAACACAGACACACAUACACACACACUCACAGCAAUUACGCAUUUUUUUCGAAGUCGCUAGAGCCGUUACGUCGUGAAUUAAUAAUUGCGUGUGUGGUAGUUUUUAAAAACCAAACUGGCAUAAAAGACAUGCGAGGAAGAAAUCGGAGAGUAGUAGAGAAACAAUGCCAAUAAAAGUAGAUAAGUGUGCGUUGUUAAUUUCAGUACUAUUUUCGGCACUCUGCGUUCGCGCUUUCCAAGAACGCACACUCUCACACCCGAAACACCGCGACAUUGACACACAUUUACACGUACAUACACGGAGACAUGGUAAUAAUAACAAACAAACCCUUUGCACGCGCGCUCAGUAAAUGCACGUAUUCCCACCUGUCCACCCCUUUCUACCCUCCCUCUUUCUCUGUCCCCUAAAACAAGCGCAUGUACACACCCUCGUAUCACUCUCCGCUAUAUUUCACCAUUCUCUUAUUAUUAAUAAAUUAAAAAUAAAAAAAGAAAUGAAAUCAACUCGUUGUUAGUUACAAAGCUAAUUUAAAAAAUUUAAAAAUAAUGAUGAAACUCUAGUAGUAGUGAGAAGAAUCAACAAAGAACUAAAAUUUAGUAGAAGAAAACUAAGAAAAAAAAACAAGGAUAAGCGCAAGGAAAAAUUGUUAACGAAAGAAGUGAAUAUAUUAGAAGAGAAUAAACGUUGUUUUAAUGAUUGUUUUUAGUCCUCACUCGUAUUUUCCCUUCCCACAAAAACAUACAAAACGAAACCCCAAUUAUGUUGCAUUUCACCAUGAAUCCGUUCCCUGCCCCGAUUCCCUGUUCUUAUUUUCUUGUGUUUCAAUAUCCAACCCCCGAAAAAACGACUGUUAUGGUAUUGUUUCUCGUGUUCUGUUCGUUUCUCCUUCCUUUCCUCCCCUGUUAGCUCGUUAAAGAGCCGAGAUGUUUGUGCACCGAUCAGGCGCCGCACGGGCCCUGCUGAGCUUCACCCUGGGGUGGAGCUCGGCGCGGCCACAGGCCGGCGAUCCUCCCUCCCGAUCGAUCUCCAGCCUGCCCGAAUCGCGUACGAACGCUAUCACGCGGGGCGCGGUUGGUCGAUUGUUAAGGAUUAACCGAUUAAACACGCUAUUAUUUAUUAGUGCAUAAUGAAACACAAGCGAAAAUUGUUGAUUUUUAGCAAAUAUAAAGCAACAAUUUCAAACAAAAAAAAUUAAAAAGCAUAAAAACAACACAAGGAGCUGAAAAAUUCAAGCGUCUAAAUGAAAAAAAAAAAAAAAAACUAGGAAGCAGAAGAAGUAAGCAACGCGUCACAUAAAACUGCCCGAUUGUUGUAAACUAAUUAAAAAGAAGAAAAAAAGCAUAAGGAAAAAGUAUUUCAGCAAGAAGAAAAAAACCAUUUAAAUGUAAAGUGAAAUACCAACCGCAGAUAAACCAAGUUAGCUAAAUUUAAAAAAGCAGGCUAUUUGAAAUUAAUACCAAUAAAGGAAAAAAAACAAAAGAGAAAACUCGUUAUAACAGCUGUAGAACAGAACAAACCACACACACAGAAUUAAAUUAAGAAUAAAGGAAACCAAUAUUUCUCUUCAUCAAACCAAUCUCUCACGCAGCAGCAGACAAGCAAAGUGAAAACAAUACAAAGUGAAACCAUCAGUGGAAGGAAAUUUAAAUUGAAAUUAGAACACCGAACAAAACAAAUCGAAGCAAAACAAAAACUAAUACAGAAAAAAAACACACACACACACACACACACAAUACACGCAGACUCCUUCGAUAGCAAGAACCACCAACCGGGGAUGAAACCAGCAGAAGAAGAAACAAAAAAUCACACAGAAAAAAAAACAAUUGUCAGAAUAAAAUCAGAACAAUAGUAUUUAACAAAAAUAA